Volvox carteri f. nagariensis is the source of this 4782-nucleotide messenger RNA. RefSeq lists its product as uncharacterized. The record is from RefSeq and is a predicted model, not a curated record. The transcript has 21 exons. Lineage: Eukaryota; Viridiplantae; Chlorophyta; Chlorophyceae; Chlamydomonadales; Volvocaceae. The coding region runs from base 1 to 4782 and encodes 1593 amino acids. Gene Ontology annotation, molecular function: hydrolase activity, acting on carbon-nitrogen (but not peptide) bonds, in linear amides.
AUGGGUCCGAAACGCCUCCAUGCAGCAUUGUAUCCGCUGACGGGCCAUGUUAGAGGAUCGCUUCUUGAACGUCCGACAGCACUAGGGCUUUGCACCGCGUUAGCAACGCCGACAAGGUUCCGUCACAUGCCGCCACGUACUCCCAUCCCCCUUGUCAAGGUCGAUGUGAAGAAGGCGCCUUGGGAGCAGGAGCAGAAGCUGCACAAUCGUUGGCAUCCGGAUAUUCCACCGGUGGCGGAGGCGAAGACGGGUGACCUGUUCCGUGUCGAGACCAUAGACUGGACAGGCGGCCAGAUCAAGGACGACGACAGCGCUGAAGACGUGAAACAUGUGGACUUGAGCCGCUGCCACUACCUGUCGGGCCCGAUCCGAAUUGUGGACGAGCAGGGGGUCCCCGCCCAGCCGGGAGACCUGCUGGCAGUGGAGCUGUGCAACCUGGGACCCCUCCCUGGAGACGAGUGGGGAUACACUGGUACUUUUGACCGCGACAAUGGCGGUGGUUUCCUUACGGAUCAUUUUCCCGAGGCCACCAAAGCCAUUUGGUACUUCGACGGCGUCUACGCCGCCUCCCGCCACAUUCCGGGAGUGCGGUUCGCCGGACUCAUCCAUCCCGGGUUGAUCGGCACCGCCCCCAGCCACGAUCUGCUCAAGAUUUGGAACGACCGCGAGCGAGCUCUUGUGGAGGGCGGCGAGGGCUCCACCACGCUAGGCGGUGUGCUGCACACGCGGCCCCUAGCGCUGCUUCCUGAGCCCAAGGGGGCGUUGCUGGGGGGUAUCUCUGCCAACUCGCCCGACUGGUCGCGUGUGGCGGGCGAGGCGGCGCGCACCAUUCCCGGUCGCGAGAAUGGCGGCAACUGUGACAUCAAGAACCUCAGCCGUGGCUGCAAGGUUUAUUUCCCGGUAUUUGUGGAGGGUGCGAAUCUGUCCAUGGGUGACAUGCACUUCAGUCAGGGUGACGGUGAGGUCUCCUUCUGCGGCGCCAUAGAGAUGAGCGGCUUCCUUGAACUCAAGUGUGAGAUUAUCCGCGGCGGUAUGGAGAAGUACCUCACGCCCAUGGGCCCCACCAAGCUGCACGUGCACCCCAUCUUCGAGAUCGGUCCCUUGGAGCCCCGAUACAGCGAGUGGCUCGUGUUCGAGGGAAUCAGUGUAGAUGAAACAGCAUCAUGGACCCAUCCCCGCCUUUGUGAUCUCCCGUCACCCGUCACUGCUUUUGUACCCCAACUGCUUUUGACCACUAUUUACUCCACCUUCCCCUGGGUGAUCACCACCAACGUCCUCACGUUGCCAGGCAAGCAGCACUACCUGGACGCCUCCGUAGCGUACAAACGCGCCGUGCUGAACGCCAUCGACUACUUGUCCAAGUUCGGCUACACCAAGCAGCAGGUGUACCUGUUGCUUUCUUGUUGUCCUUGUGAGGGGCGCAUCAGCGGCAUCGUGGAUGUGCCCAAUGCAGUGGCCACGCUGGCCAUCCCUGUAGCUAUCUUCGACCAGGACGUGCGCCCGAAGCCCGGAGGCCCGCCUGUGGGUCCACAGCUCGUCCGGCGGGGUGAUGUCGCCAAGUCGACCUACGAAGGUAGCAAGCCACUUACGAUUAACGCCUCAGCCGUCAGCGGACUUGCCGCUUGCGAUAUCUGGAUCCGAGUUGGGCCAAGUGGAUCGAAGGGAGCAGCUUACCUUGUUUCUGGUUCAUCAGCGCUAUCUUCGGAGGGAAUUCGACGAGGGGAGGCUGCGGAAGGCCAUAAGGUGAUCGAGGAUGGCAUGGAUUUGGAUGCACUGGCCGGGGCCCCGGGGUCCGACUUACGGAUCGCCAAGGCGGUUCUCCUGGCCGAGGCAGCUGUCGCAGGCCUCGACAUGCGGCGAGCUCGACCAGCGAUGGCGGUCAUGGAACCUCCGCCGCCAAAGACGCGCAUUGACGGCGGCGUCAUGCCACCGCCGCCGUCACCUCAUUCCGGCGGCGCCAACGGACUGUCGCCGGUUCCUAUCCGGAUGCCGUACGAGCAACUCAACGGCGGGAUCGGCGCCGUCGGGGAUCGUGGGGCACCGCUCCCGCUUGACAUUGGAAGUCUUCAACAGUUGCUUCUUCAAAGCGGCGGCGGAGGCCUGAGCAGCAUCAGCCAACAGCAGCAACAGCAUCAUCCGGCAAUGAUACUUCAUCUUCUGAUGCAGCAGGCCCAGGCAGCGGCGAUGGCCAACGGCAGCAGUGCUUCGUACGGCAUCCCGCAGGGUACUACUCCCCGUAGCAGCGGCGGCGGCAACGACCGACCCGUCGGCGGUGCCGUACAGAGCACUCAACCUGGCUCGGCCGCCACGGCAAAUGGACGGAUUGCUGCUGCAAAGGCGCCGCUGUCGGCCGCCGCCAAGGGUGCCAUCGGCGGUGGCAGCGGCGGCGGUGGGCUGUACCGAUCGGCGGUUGUGGACGGCCACCUGUUGAGCUCCCGAGGUCAUCACGGCGGCGGCGGCGGCGGCGGCCUGGAGAGCACGUUCGCCGUACCGCCGUCGGCACGCAGCAGCGGCGGAGGCGGCGGGUUCUUGGACCCCAGCGGGCCGAUCAGCGGCAACGGCUUUUCAACCAGAGGUGUAACGAUAACCGCUGAUGUGCUAAAGGCCCUCUUCGCUGCUAACGGACCGCCGCCACUGAGCGGAUCGAUGAGCUCGGGCGGCCUGCCCGUCGUCGGCAACGGUGUGGGUAACGGAAUCAACGGAUUAGAGGCCCUUGCCGGCGCACUGAAGAACGAGCUUGGUGGCGGCGGUAAGGGUGGCAGUGGCGGCGGCGGCGGCGGCACACCCGCCAACGCCAGCGCAGGCGCUGGGGUUGCUGGGCUGAUUAACGGGUCCGGUGGGCUGGCGGAUCUUGCCGUACUACCCGGCGGCGUCGCCUUACAGCUUUUGGAAGACCUGGAGUCGCUGGGUUGCCCUUUGGGCGUGGGUGGGGGUCUCAACCGGCGCGUCGGCGGUGGCGUCGGCGGCACCAUCAGCGUCGGCAGCCGCUCGGGGGACCCAGCCUCGCGACUCGGCAGUACGGCAGCGUCUGGCGUCGUCAGGAAUCGUACCAUGCCGCCAGGUUCGUCGUCACCAGUCAUCAAGAAACCCAACAAGCGACCGGAGAACGGCAGCUUGGCGACGCAAAUCUUAAAGCGGCAACGUCAUGCGUUGGCGAUGCAGCAGGCGUCCGCCAGCGACUCCGUCAGCACCGUCGGCGGACCGUCCAUCAGCCUUCCUGCGCCGCCGCCGCCGCCGCCGUCAGCUUUAUUGGCGGCGAUGGAUCCGAGCAUGCUUAUCGGUUCCGGCAGUGGCGGCGGGCUGGGCGGGUUGGUCAGUACGGGUGGUGCUGUACAGGGGCUUCCCAGUGUGCUGGGCGCCGUGCCGUCAGCAGCAGCGGCGGCGGCGGCCUCAGCGGGUUUGCCGCCGGUGACAGCGACGGCGGCGCUGCUAGCGGCGCAGCCCGGCGGCGGCGCCAAGGCCACCGCGCUGGCUCGAGCUGUGGCGGCGGCGCGGAACGGCGGCGGCGGCGGCAGUAGCGGUCUGCUGUCAAGUCUCACAUCUCUGAGCAGCGACGGCGGUCUCCAUGCUGGCGGUCUGAACGGUAGCGGCGGCGUGGGGGACCCCGCUUUGGCGGCGGCCCUGGCGGCAGGGGCUGUCGGCGGCUCUUGCAUAACCGCCCCCGCCGCUGCCGCCGGCACCGUCGGCGUUACGGCUGCUCAGCGACGUGCGCUCGGCACGGCGGGCGUGGCUGACUCGGCGGCGGCGUUGCUGGCGACGUCCUCCGGUCUUCAUCAAGGGCUUGGUCUCGGAGCCAGUCUGUUGCUAGGGCAGCCAGUACCGAAGGGCCGGAGGAGCCGCCGUACGGCACGUGCAACGGGUCCGAUAAAGAUCCGCAACAUCAUGAGGGAUAUCGGAAUCCAUGUGCUCAGAAAGGCUCCAGGGGAGACUUGGCCGCAUGAGCGCGAUUCUCGGGGGCCGCUCGUGGCGGCGGCGGCGCAGGGAGGUAGCAGCGGCGGCAGUAGCGAUGCAGGCAAUGACGUCAGCGGAGUAGGCCAGCCGCCGUCAGCAACGCGGCGGCAACGCGGCGGUGGCGUCGCCGCCAUGGCGUCAACGGCAGCGCCGCUGCUGCCGUCGCCGUCGGCGGCCGCUGAGAUAUCAGCAGCAGUAGCGGCAGCGGCGUCUCGCGCCAGCUCUGGCGCGGGGACAGGGAACGGCCCGGCGCAAGGCGAAGGCAUGGUCGCUGACGGCGGCGGCAGCAGCAGCGCCGCCGCCGCCGCUGCCGCUGGCAAUGCUGCAGCCAUCGCGGGUUUGCCUUGGGACCUGAUCGCUCGCAGUACGGCAGCUGGGAUACCUCUUGCAGCGGCUGUAGCGAAGGCGCUAGGGUUACAAGGUUCUGGAUCAGGUCCCUCCGCCACCAUCGCCCCCAACGCCAGCGGCGGUCUAGCCGCCGGCGCCGCCGGUGUGGCUGCGUUCCUCUCCGCUGCGGCGGCGCCUCGGAAAUCCGCGACAGCAGGGCAGCCGCCAGCAGCUCCGAAACCACUUGUCGCCGUCAACGGUAGUACGGCAAAUGGCAUCGUCCCGACCCGGCCGUCGGCGGCAGCACCAGGGGCCGCGGGCCGUGGCGUGAAUGGCGGGUCGACAACUGGGAAGGCAGGUACGGCAGCCGGCAAAGCGGCAUCGGCUUCGGCGACAGGGGGGUUGAAGGGCACCUCCGCUGCCGCUGCAGCCGCCGCCGCCGCCGCCACCGCUCCCACUAAGAGCCGCCGUAAGGGUGGCGCACCGUCCCGCGCGGCUGACUAA